Molecule: messenger RNA, 3505 nt
Organism: Hipposideros armiger (great roundleaf bat)
Lineage: Eukaryota; Metazoa; Chordata; Mammalia; Chiroptera; Hipposideridae
Gene: TPH2
Product: tryptophan hydroxylase 2
Exons: 10
Biological process (GO): aromatic amino acid metabolic process; serotonin biosynthetic process
Cellular component (GO): neuron projection
Molecular function (GO): iron ion binding; tryptophan 5-monooxygenase activity
Source: RefSeq, a predicted model, not a curated record
UUGAAGCUAAAUAAAGCUAACUCUGGCAAAAAUGAUGAUAAAAAAGGCAACAAGGGAAACAGCAAAAAUGAAACUGCCACCGAAAGUGGCAAGACGGCGGUAGUAUUCUCCUUGAAAAACGAAGUUGGUGGAUUGGUAAAAGCGCUGAAACUCUUUCAGGAAAAACAUGUCAACAUGGUUCACAUCGAGUCCAGGAAAUCCCGGCGACGGAGUUCAGAGGUGGAGAUCUUUGUGGACUGCGAGUGUGGCAAAACGGAAUUCAACGAGCUCAUCCAACUGCUGAAAUUUCAAACGACAAUUGUGACGCUGAAUCCACCAGAGAACAUUUGGGCAGAGGAAGAAGAGCUAGAGGAUGUGCCCUGGUUCCCCCGGAAGAUCUCUGAAUUAGACAAAUGCUCUCACAGAGUUCUCAUGUAUGGUUCUGAGCUUGAUGCUGAUCACCCAGGAUUUAAGGACAAUGUCUAUCGACAGAGAAGAAAGUAUUUUGUGGAUGUGGCCAUGGGUUAUAAAUACGGUCAGCCCAUCCCCAGGGUGGAGUACACAGAGGAAGAAACUAAAACUUGGGGUGUUGUGUUCCGGGAGCUCUCCAAACUCUAUCCCACUCACGCUUGCCGGGAGUAUUUGAAAAACUUCCCUCUGCUGAGUAAAUACUGUGGCUACAGGGAGGACAACGUGCCUCAACUCGAAGACAUCUCCAUGUUUCUGAAAGAAAGAUCUGGGUUCACGGUGAGACCGGUGGCUGGAUAUCUGAGUCCGCGGGACUUUCUGGCAGGACUGGCCUACAGGGUGUUCCACUGUACUCAGUACAUCCGGCAUGGCUCGGACCCCCUCUACACCCCAGAACCAGACACAUGUCACGAACUCCUGGGACAUGUUCCACUACUUGCGGAUCCAAAGUUUGCUCAAUUUUCACAAGAAAUCGGCCUGGCGUCUCUGGGAGCAUCAGAUGAAGACGUCCAGAAACUCGCCACGUGCUAUUUCUUCACAAUUGAGUUUGGCCUUUGCAAGCAAGAAGGGCAGCUGCGAGCAUAUGGAGCAGGACUACUUUCCUCCAUUGGAGAAUUAAAGCAUGCUCUUUCCGACAAGGCCUGUGUGAAAGCCUUUGACCCAAAGACAACUUGCUUACAGGAAUGCCUUAUCACCACCUUCCAGGAAGCCUACUUUGUUUCAGAAAGUUUUGAAGAAGCCAAAGAAAAGAUGAGGGACUUUGCAAAGUCAAUUACCCGUCCCUUCUCAGUAUACUUCAAUCCUUACACACAGAGUAUUGAAAUUCUGAAAGACACCAGGAGUAUUGAAAACGUGGUGCAGGAUCUCCGCAGCGAUUUGAACACAGUGUGUGAUGCCUUGAACAAAAUGAACCAAUAUCUGGGGAUUUGAUGCCUGGGACCAGUGUUAUUGCCAGCACGAUCCUUUUGGGGCUUAGCAGUCAAUAUCAUAUAGCACCAAUAAACUUUCUGUGUCAUGGCUUGCCUAAUCACAUUGCAAUUAUGUAUAUCUCUACCUACUUGUAACUUACUGUGUUAAUGUGUGAAACACCAUAAAGAACCCAGUGACAGGUAUGAAAAAUUGUCUGAAAAAUUGUAAUAUGUUUAAAUGUCUUAAAUUAAUUUGAUAUUCCUGCUUAGUGUCUUUAACCAAACUGCAUCUAUUUAAAAUUUGUAGCAAAUAGCCUUCUUAUAGUUCUAGCUUAUGACCUUUUCUUUCUCAGAUCUGAGCCUUUCCUCUGUGUUCAUUAGAUAAAAUGAAAAUAGCAGUGAAACUGUUUCUAUAUUUUAUAGUGUGAGUGUUUUCACAGCAUUAUUUGAGAUAAACUGGGAAUGGUAUGAAUUUCCUGUUAGUUAACAAAGAUUCAAUAUUCUGUUUCAAAAAUUGUUGAGGGAACACACUAGUUGGAAUGAUUUUUAGGUUGAGUACUUAUACAAUGCAAGAAAAGAGAUCCUUUUAUAAGUGGAAUAUAUAGGUUGGACUGACCUUGUAGAAACUGAGUUGUGGCAUGCUUCCCAAAGUAUUUUGGAAGGAAAUAUUUCCAGAAAGGACAUUAGGAAAGACUAAACAGUGGGGAAUCAAUCUUGGGACUAUUAAUUUUAUGCUGGAAUAAAUUGAAUUAUCACGCUCAGGUGUUUAACCCAUUUCUCUUAGAGGACAAUAAAAUCAUAGAACUUUGCUUUUAAAGAUGUAGAAAUUGAGUCUCAGAGAGGGUAAAUGAUUUGCCCAAAGUAGCACAGUUAGCUGUGCACCAACAUUUAUAUUCCAUUGCAUAUUGCUUUUGGAUUGCUAAGAAGCUUAACUUGAUAUAUGUAUUUAUGUGUAGCCAGAGAAGGGAAACUAAUGCUUUUCAAAACUAACGUUUGUCACUGAAUAGGACUUGGUUUGUGAUUAAGGCUUGCCAACAGUACAGAUGUUUCUUCUCACAGGCCUAAACCAAGCCAGAUCUCUCUGAGUCUGUGCAUUUACCCAAAGUUUGGGUAAACGAUAGUGAUACACCACAAAUCACUGGUCAUACUUGCCAUAAGAGGUAUAAUCAAGUGAUUAAGUGAAAAAAUAAAAAACUGCUGAAUCAAUGAAUGAAUUUUAUCUUCUGAUUUCCACAAAAGACAAUACUGUUCCCCUUAUUCUGCUUUGGUAGUAAAGAGUCCUGAGCGGAGGAAAGAGGAGACAAGAAAAAGUAGAGAAGGAAAAGAUGAUGAAAUGACUUUUAAGUUAGUAAUUCUAAAAUAUCUACUGCAGCAGUUUCCAAGGAUGUUCUUUUAAUAAGAAUUACAAGCUGAAACUAAUUCUAAAAAAUGUGUAUUUCACAAUAAAAAAUAAUUAAAAAAUAAAUUAAAAAAAGAAUUACAUAUAAUUUUAAACUAAUUCAUACUCUUAUAUGGGCACAUGAUGAGUCAAAAAUAUUUGGACUAAAUAUAUUCAGGAAGAACAUGAGAAAGAGUUAAAACAUUCAUCAGAGAGAGGGAAAAUUAAAAUGAAAAAUGAAUAUUGGUUAUCUUAACUAUCGGGAAUCUUUCAUUUCUGCAGGAUUCUCACAACUACUGAAUUUUUGAGAAAGGAUUUCGUGGAUAGAAUCUGAGAGUCAUACAAUUUAAACACUAUUCUAGGUAAAAGAGAUAGGGACUUGAAAAAUUAUUGGUGGUAGAGAAAUUAUGAGCAAGCUGAACCAAAUUAAAAGGAUCUAGAAUGAUCAAGUAGUAGUAUUUGAAGUAGUUUUAUAGAUCUACAAAUACAUAGUUUCUUACCUGUUGCUUUGCUAGAUCUCGAUGGUCCUGAGUAAUUAUUCACUUAUAAACACUAAUCCAGAAUAAUAAUCCAGAAAUUUCCAGAACUAGUUGCUGAAUUUUUCAGAGGAGAAAAUUAGCCAAGAAACUCGUAAUGUCUGCCUUCUGUGUUGUUUCCAUGAUUUGUUGUUGCUUUAGACACCCUAGCUUUUCCCUCCUAGCCCAUGAAAGGGAGCCUCUUAAUGAAAUGUAUUACAGGAGAAUUAUAUUUAAUUGUAAACAAAUUCCUUCAA